AUGAAAGAUGAGUAUAGUGCUUUAAUUAAAACAGGGACAUGGGAAUUGGUGCCUAGGCCUACGGGGGUGAACAUUGUUAAUUGUAUGUGGCUCUUUAAACACAAAUACAAGUCUAAUGGUGACCUUGAAAGGCACAAAGCUCUCUAUGGUUUGAAACAAGCUCCCAGAGCUUGGUACCAACACUUUGCAAAUUUUCUUAUUAAUUUGGGAUUUGUCAUUACUAAAAGUGACACUUCUCUCUUUACUUUCCGGCAGGGAGAUGAUAUGGCAUAUUUGCUCUUAUAUGUUGAUGAUAUUCUUUUAACUACCUCAUCUGACAGGUUGCGCACAUGGAUCAUCUCUCAGUUGCAAACUGAGUUUCCCAUGUCUGAUUUGGGGCCUCUGAGUUAUUUUUUGGGUAUUGCAGUAACCCGAAAACCUUCUUAUAUGCUACUUUCGCAAGAAAAGUAUGCACGGGAGAUUUUAGAGCGUGCAGGGAUGGCCUCUUGUAAGCCUUCCGCUACUCCAGUUGACACUAAGUCCAAACUUAGUGCAGAUGCAGGGCCACCUUUUCGGGAUCCUACUUUGUAUCGCAGUUUAGCAGGUGCUCUUCAGUACCUAACUUUUACCAGGCCAGAUAUUUCCUAUGCGGCACAACAGGUGUGUCUCUUUAUGCAUGAUCCACGGGAACCUCACUAUGAGGCAUUGAAACGCAUUUUGCGUUAUGUUCAAGGUACCAUUGAUCACAGUCUACAUUUAUAUCCUACUGUUUCACAUCGACUGAUUACUUACACUGACGUUGACUGGGGAGGUUGUCCCGACACCCGACGUUCCACAUCGGGAUACUGUUGUUUCCUUGGGGACAACCUCGUAUCCUGGUCAUCUAAGCGUCAACAUACAUUAUCUAAGUCGAGUGCAGAAGCAGAAUAUCGAGGCGUCACAAAUGUUGUCUCUGAGGCGUGCUGGCUCCGUAAUCUUCUCCUAGAGUUACAUUGUCCUCUACGACAGGCUACUAUUGUUUAUUGUGAUAAUGUCAGUGCUAUCUACCUUUCUGGCAACCCCGUACAGCACCAACGCACCAAACAUGUGGAGAUGGAAAUUCAUUUUGUUCGAGAAAAGGUUGCAUUGGGACAAGUUCGGGUUCUCCAUGUUCCUACUAGAUAUCAGUUCGCAAACAUUUUCACUAAAGGCCUACCGCGAGAAUUAUUUCUGGAAUUUCGAUCCAGUCUUAGCGUACGACCUCCUCCCGCUACGACUGCGGGGGUGUGA
Chenopodium quinoa (quinoa) is the source of this 1248-nucleotide messenger RNA. RefSeq lists its product as uncharacterized. Lineage: Eukaryota; Viridiplantae; Streptophyta; Magnoliopsida; Caryophyllales; Amaranthaceae. The record is from RefSeq and is a predicted model, not a curated record. The coding region runs from base 1 to 1248 and encodes 415 amino acids. The transcript has a single exon.